UGUACCGUGCGUUAUGAAAGAAUCUGAAGAGAUCAAUGGGAUUAAAAAUGAAUCUCAAAAGCAAAACGCUGAUCGUGAACAAUGGGCCAAUAAAACCGAGUAUAUAUUGUCAGCACUGGGUUACUGUAUCGGAAUCGGGAACGUUUGGAGGUUUCCAUAUCUGUGUUAUAGGAGUGGAGGAGGGGCAUUUUUGGUUCCCUACCUUAUAAUGUUAUUUUUCUGCGGAGUGCCAUUAUUUUUCAUGGAGAGCAGCUUGGGACAGUUUUCAAACACUGGAUGUAUAACCAUAUUUAGGAUAUCGCCUCUUUUCAAAGGAGCUGGGAUUGCAGUGGUGGUGGUAAAUCUUGUAGUAACAACUUAUUUUGUUACGUUAUACUCUUAUCCGCUGCUUUUUCUCUUUUACUCCUUCAAUUCGACAUUGCCUUGGACAGAGUGCAACAAUAGGUGGAACACAGAGGCGUGCGUUAAGCUUCAUGCCAGAAAUGAAGAUGAAUCUAUCGUAUCACCAAACAGUAGCGUCGUCAUUACAAUGCUGAAAACAUCCGCAGAUGAAUUUUUUAACAACGAGGUACUACACGUGUCCGAAUCGAUAGACGAAUUAGGAAGCGUGGUUUGGCCACUCUUCGGUUGCAAUUUACUAGGCUGGAUAGCAACAUACCUGUGUCUGAGUAGGGGGAUAAAAAGUGUGGGCAAAGCGGUGUAUUUUUCCGCGACUUUUCCAUUUGUAAUACUUUUCGUAUUGCUCGUCAGAGGAGUAACUUUACCUGGAGCGUGGGACGGAAUUUAUUUUUAUAUUUAUCCGCAGUGGGACCAAUUAACCAAUUUUAAGAUAUGGUGUGAUGCAGCCGUACAAAUAUUUUUUUCUCUGGGACCUGGAUGGGGUGGAAUAGUGAACAUGGCAAGUUACAAUAACUUUAACAACAACAAUAAAGCAGAUUCUAUCCUGAUUGCUCUCUGCAACAGCGGCACCAGCAUCUUUGCAGGAUUUGUAGUGUUCUCAAUAAUAGGAUUUAUGAGCCACCAGACUGGCCUUCCGCUGUCCUCUGUAGCAACCGGGGGUCCCGGUUUGGUAUACGUUACCUAUCCAGAAGCAAUCAGUAUGCUGCCAUGGCCUAACUUGUGGGCAAUCUUGUUUUUCCUAAUGUUGUUUUUUCUCGGAUUAGAUAGUGCCUUUGUGUCAAUAGAAGCAAUUGUGACCAGCAUCACCGAUGCAUAUCCAAAAUUAAGGGUGCACAAAAACAGAAUCAUUCUGCUGAGUUCUGCGGUAUUAUGGCUCUUUUCGACAAUAUAUACAACCAAUAGCGGAAUUUACUGGCUAACUAUUAUGGAUUAUUACUCGGCAUCAAUUUCCGUGGUGCUGAUUUGCUUCGUAGAAGUCAUCAUCGUUGGAUGGAUCUACGGAGUACGGAAUUUUGCUAGUGACAUCGAAUUUAUGAUAAACGAUAAAAUCUCUUGGUUUUGGAGAAUCUCUUGGAAAAUAACUGCACCGCUUAUUUUGGGUGUUAUGUUUGUAAUUCUCCUGCAAUACAACACUAGGGCGUCUUAUAAUGCCAGAGAAUUUCCGCAAUGGGCCAUCGAUAUCGGGUGGAUUUCCUGCCUAUCUUCGAUCGUAUGGAUACCGGCUUACAUGGGUUAUCAUUUGCUAUACAACGAGAGUGGCGAUUUAUUUGAUCGGAUAAAGGCGUCAGUCACUCCUCGUCACGACUGGGGCCCUGCUAAAGAGGAGGAUAGGAUAAGAUGGUAUUUGAAAGUAAAGCGGAAAAGCAUCGUCAAACAUCUGGAGGAACCCGCAGAUGCCGUCCAUCAAGAAUUCGUUCAACUCUGUACUCUAUAGUUUCUUUUUUUGCUGGCGGUUUUCUUGUGUUGUGUACUUUAAGCUAAGUAACGUUCGGUUUAUAGAGAAAUAGUAGUUUAUAAAGUUUUAUUUAGUUUAGUUUUAUUUUAG
Cylas formicarius (sweet potato weevil) is the source of this 1945-nucleotide messenger RNA. RefSeq names its product sodium- and chloride-dependent glycine transporter 1. Gene Ontology annotation, molecular function: glycine transmembrane transporter activity. Gene Ontology annotation, cellular component: membrane. Lineage: Eukaryota; Metazoa; Arthropoda; Insecta; Coleoptera; Brentidae. Gene Ontology annotation, biological process: sodium ion transmembrane transport. The transcript has 12 exons. Bases 14 to 1834 code for a protein of 606 amino acids. The record is from RefSeq and is a predicted model, not a curated record.